This is a messenger RNA of Pygocentrus nattereri (red-bellied piranha), 2231 nucleotides long. It is a transcript of the gene pkmb, whose product is annotated as pyruvate kinase M1/2b. The record is from RefSeq and is a predicted model, not a curated record. The coding region runs from base 1 to 1593 and encodes 530 amino acids. The transcript has 10 exons. Gene Ontology annotation, biological process: glycolytic process. Gene Ontology annotation, molecular function: pyruvate kinase activity; magnesium ion binding; potassium ion binding. Gene Ontology annotation, cellular component: cytoplasm. Lineage: Eukaryota; Metazoa; Chordata; Actinopteri; Characiformes; Serrasalmidae.
AUGUCAAAGUCUAAGGAUAUGGGUUCUUCCAUCAUCCACACCCAGCAGCUUCAUGCUGCUAUGGCUGACACCUUCCUGGAGCACUUGUGCCUGCUGGACAUCGACUCAGAGCCCGCAGUGUCCCGCAACACUGGCAUCAUCUGCACAAUCGGGCCAGCCUCUCGCUCUGUGGAGAAGCUGAGGGAGAUGAUCAAGUCCGGCAUGAACAUUGCACGUCUGAACUUUUCUCACGGAACUCACGAGUACCAUGCUGAAACCAUCAAGAAUGUGCGUGAAGCCACUGAGAGCUUUGGGUCUGGGAGCCUUGAGUACAGACCUGUGGCCAUUGCCCUAGACACCAAAGGUCCUGAGAUCAGAACUGGGCUCAUCAAGGGCAGUGGCACUGAGGAGGUGAAGCUCAACAAGGGUCAGAAAAUCAAGCUGACACUGGAUGACAACUUCAAGGACAACUGUGAUGAGAAAACCCUGUGGUUGGAUUACAAGAACAUCACCAAGGUGGUUCAGAAGGGCAGCAAUGUCUAUAUUGAUGAUGGCCUCAUUUCGCUCAAAGUCCUGGAAAUUGGUGACAACUUCCUGAACUGUGAGAUUGAGAAUGGUGGCAUGUUGGGCAGCAAGAAGGGUGUGAACCUGCCUGGUGCAAACAUCGACCUGCCUGCUGUCUCAGAGAAAGACAUGCAGGACCUGCAGUUCGGUGUGGAGCAGGGAGUGGACAUGGUGUUUGCCUCCUUCAUCCGCAAGGCUGCUGACGUGCAGGCUGUCAAGAAAGUGCUGGGAGAGAAGGGCAAGGACAUCAAGGUCAUCAGCAAACUGGAGAACCAUGAGGGUGUGCGCAGAUUUGAUGAGAUUCUGGAGGCUAGCGAUGGUAUUAUGGUUGCCCGUGGAGACAUGGGUAUUGAGAUCCCCACAGAGAAGGUGUUCCUGGCUCAGAAGAUGAUGAUUGGCCGCUCCAACAGGGUUGGCAAACCCAUCACUUGUGCCACGCAGAUGUUGGAGAGCAUGAUUAAGAAACCACGUCCCACCCGUGCUGAGAGCAGUGAUGUGGCCAAUGCUGUACUGGAUGGUGCUGACUGCAUCAUGCUGAGUGGAGAGACAGCCAAAGGAGAGUACCCUGUGGAGUCUGUGAGGACACAGCACCAGAUUGCUCGUGAGGCUGAGGCAGCCAUGUUCCACAGGCAGGUAUUUGAGGAGCUGCGCCGCAUCACCCAUUUGACCCGUGACCCCUGUGAGUCUGUGGCCAUUGGAGCUGUGGAAGCCUCCUUCAAGUGCUGUGCCAGUGCCAUCAUUGUUCUCACCAAAUCUGGCAGGUCAGCUCAUCUGCUGUCUAAAUACAGACCUCGCGCUCCCAUCUUGGCCGUGACCCGUAAUGGACAAACAGCACGUCAGAGCCAUCUGUACCGUGGCAUCUUCCCCAUCUUCUACACCAAGCCAGCUCAUGAUGUAUGGGCUGAAGAUGUGGAUUUGCGUGUCAACUUCGCCAUGGAGAUGGGCAAAUCCAGGAAGUUCUUCAAAACUGGUGAUGUGGUGAUUGUUGUCACUGGCUGGCGCCCUGGCUCCGGCUACACCAACACCAUGCGUGUUGUUCUGGUGCCUUGAGCUCCACUUCAAAAACUGUACCUCUCUCCUCAACCCCCAUUCCCAGUUCUCCCUUUCCAUGUAGAUACCAUUUCCCUCACCAGCCAGUGCAUAUAUUUAAGUAACAAACAAACCAUAUACAUUUAGCCUGGUUGUCUGGAGUACAUCAUAACGCCGCUCACACUGUGACUGUUACACUACUCUACACUCAUCUUUAAUUCCUUUCGACCUGGUGAGUCAUCCCUUCAUAUCCAGAACCUCUGAGUGCACUACAGUAGAAAUUGGGAGUGCAGUCUUCUACACUGGGUUUUGCAUCUUACACUUUUUGGGAAGCUGUGUUGUGGCUGAUAGGAAAUUCCAUUAUCAAAGAGUUGUAAUAAAGCUCAGGGUGCCAGCUAUUGCUCUGUGGGAGACGGUUGGCUGUAAAUCAACAUAAAGUCCUUUAUUGUGUGGGGUAUGGUGAGGGAUUUUGGGACUUCAGAAAGCACAGAAUACUCCCCUGCCCCCCAAUACACACACACACACACGCUACUCCCCUCUAGCACUCUCACACUGUUCCUAUACUCAUUGACUACUGGUGUACUGAGACUGAUGCAUAUCUUGUGAAGAAAGUGCUCUUAAGCUGGAUUACCAUCCAUUAAACUGAUGAUCACCUGAAA